AGGACCCGCGGACGAUCCGCAAGAUCCUGAAGAUCGACCAGAACGUCGCGCUAGCGUUCGCCGGCCUCAACGCCGACGCCCGCAUCCUGGUGGACAUGGUGAGGGUUCACUGCCAGGGCUACCGCACGGACAUGGAGGACGUUCCAACUGUUGAUUAUGUCGCGCGCUAUGUUGCAGCUGAACAGCAGAAGUACACGCACAAGGGCGGCGUGAGGCCGUUCGGCAUCUCCACCCUCAUCGGCGGCUACAACGCCAAGGGCAAGCCAGCCCUGUUCCAGACCGACCCGUCUGGCACACACUACGGAUGGUCGGCUACUGCCAUCGGAAAGAAUUCGAAGACUGUCGUCGACUUCCUCGAGAAGAAGUAUAAGGAAGACAUGGACAACGACACCACCGUGAAGCUGGCGCUCAAGGGGUUGCUGGAGGUCACCGAGGCUUCUGGCAAGAACAUCGAGAUAGUGUUGAUCACCCAGGACGGCAUCAAGUGGUUCACCGACGAGGAAGUGGAGCCCCUCGUCAAGGAGCUCGACGACACUGCCGAGAAGAUCGCCAAGCUCAAGCAGGAGGCCUAGGGGGUCGGCGACGCCUCCUCGCUGAGCCGCGCCGCGGCUGCCGGGCAGAUGGUGUUGACGGGGGAGCAGAAAGGGCACGGGCGGUCCGGCCAUGGCCGCAGGAGGGCCGUUCCCCUCGGCGCCCGUGUCCCCCCGCGCUGACCAGAGCCGUUUCCCUCGGCGCCCGUGUCCCCCCCACGCUGAAGUUCCUCCACCUCGAUCCGCCGCCAGGGGUCCCGAGUCGGCUCGGCCCUCUCCUCGCCCGAA
This is a messenger RNA of Prorocentrum cordatum, 818 nucleotides long. The record is from the annotation of a GenBank genome assembly. Lineage: Eukaryota; Dinophyceae; Prorocentrales; Prorocentraceae.